Olea europaea var. sylvestris is the source of this 2747-nucleotide messenger RNA. Its product is annotated as zinc finger CCCH domain-containing protein 48-like. The coding region runs from base 1029 to 2459 and encodes 476 amino acids. The transcript has 9 exons. Lineage: Eukaryota; Viridiplantae; Streptophyta; Magnoliopsida; Lamiales; Oleaceae. The record is from RefSeq and is a predicted model, not a curated record. Gene Ontology annotation, molecular function: protein binding; metal ion binding.
GUUUCUAAUACAUGGAUUAAGUGGUUAUUCAUUAAGGUUUCUAAUACAUGGAUUAAGUGUUAUUCUGAGGAUCUUAUUGGACGUUCUUCGCUACAAUGAAGAUCUAAUGACUCUAACUCUACAUCCUUAAGCUAGGGUUUGAUUUGUGGGUUGAUAACCAAUGGGCAUCCUUCCCUUAUAAGAUAAUUUUAAGGGUGAGCUCUACCAAUGUGGUUCUUACAAUUGGUAUCAAAGUGUGCAUCCUUCCUUUUUGGCAACGUGGAGAAGGCUACUCCUAGUAGAAGACUAGUUCCGUGAGAUCACUGGGAAUAUGGGCUGACUUGGACCUCGAUUUGUAAAAGGGGUGUAAUGUAAUUAAUCUAAUUGUAUUCCACAUUCCGGACCUUACACUUGGUUUCUGGAAUUAUAACCUAUUGGGUGCCCUCCAUCUACAGCCAGUUUAAGGGUGAGAAGUUCUACCCGAUGUUGUUUUUAGAGAAGACUUGUUAAUUGUUAUUUCCCAUUUAGGAAUCUAAGUCUUUAGUUUUUUAAUCGGUCAAUAAGUUGGAUCUUCGACAAUAGGUGGGUUUUCUGGACUUAUCUUGGGUUUUACAGAAUCAGAAAUAUAAGGUUUCUGCUACAUGAAAAGUAGGUUUUCUGAGGGUAUUCCGGGAAAUUUCUGGCUAUAGUGAAGUUUGAUUAUUGCUGCCUCUCGAAUAUGGUUAUGAUAUACAGGUUUUUAUAUGUUCUUUUCAACCGUUGGUAUCUAGUACUUGUUAGUAGAAUCUCAGAUAUUGGUUGAGACAGCCUCAGAUGGUAUCCAAGUGGUUGGAUUUCGGAGCUCAGUUUUUGCACAUUUGGAUACUUGUUCCUUUGUGGCAUACGAUAGAGGAAUUGUAUUUGGAGAUCAGAAAUUUGAAUUUGAUGGAUAUACUGAAUUGUAAUUUUGCAUUUGGAUUUCCUAUCUUGGCAAGAUAGAGAUUAUUGUCUGAAUGGAAGCAAGCGCCUGCUUUGACUAACCCGUGAUUUGCUGUGUGUAUAGUAAUAUAAUGGAUGUCAAGGCGGCAAGGAGAGUCACUGUCUUCAAUCGACUUGAAGGAGGAUUUGCAAAAAACAAAGUCUGCGCCUACUGGCUAUCUGGGAGAUGCAAUCGUGAUCCAUGCAGGUUCAUGCACAGAGAAUCACCCCCACAAACUAGGCAGACCCAUGCAGCAUCACCUGAGACUCAUUACCUAAAAUCUACCAGAAGGACUUGGAGGAAUCCUAAUUUCCACACUCCUAAGAAUGGUACAGUUUUAACUAAUGAAGGAGAUUGCUCUAACUGUACAAGUGGUAAAGUUUCCCAACAAGGUGUCUUAGCAAAGAAUGGAAGAAAAAUUGAUCGGAAGGACCAAGAAAUGGUCAUAACCUCCAAUGGAAGUAUCCACUGUCGGCAGACCAUGCAAAAGACUGCUGAAGCAGUUGAAUCUGAUAGUAAAUCUGUUCAAAAAACCCUGCCAAAGCUAUGUAAGUACUGGGUUACAGACAAUUGUGUCCAUGGCGAUAAGUGCAAGGACGUGCACUCUUGGUUCUGUGGAUCUGGAUUCACGAUGAUGACAAAGUUAGAGGGGCACACUAAGAACAUUACAGGAAUUGCUCUCCCAUCUGGUUCUGACAAGCUAUACUCUGUUAGUAAAGAUAGAACUCUCCGCAUUUGGGACUGCAACAGUGGUCAGUGUGCUGGCGCUGUUGAUCUCGAUGGUGAAGUUGGGUGCUUGAUUAGUGAAGGUCCAUGGCUGUUUGCUGGAUUGCCUAAUGCUAUUAAGGGAUGGAAUUUCCAAGCUCAAACAGAACACUCUCUUAGUGAACCUGUUGGUCGAGUUUAUUCUAUGGUUGUGGACAAUAAUAUGCUUUUUGCUGGAACAGAGGACGGUACCAUAUUAGCAUGGAAAUGGGGUACUGAAACCAACAUUCCUAAACUGGCUGCAAAGAUGAAGGGACACAAUGGUGCAGUGUGUUCACUUCUUGUGGGAGCUAAUAAUAGGCUUUAUUCGGGUUCGAUUGACAAUACCAUACGGGUUUGGGACCUCCAAACUUUGCACUGUAUACAGACAUUACACGGGCAUACCGGGGAUGUAACAUCUGUCAUUUGUUGGGACAGAUAUUUGAUAUCUGCUUCUGUGGACAACACAAUAAAGGUUUGGGCUGCAACUGAGGUUGGGAACUUGGAAGUGGUCUAUGAGCUCAAGGAAGAAUGUGGGGUUGCUGCUCUUUCUGGCAUGACAGAUGCCGAAGCUCAGCCUAUUCUUUUCUGCUCAUAUAACGACAAUACUGUUCGCAUAUAUGACUUGCCCUCGUUUAAUGAAAGGAGCAGAAUAUUUUCGAAAGGGGAAGUCCAAGUGAUUCAAAUUGGCAUUGGCGGUCUCUUUUUCACUGGUGAUGCAACUGGACAGCUCUCCGUCUGGAAAUUGCUUGGAGUUCCAUGUGCAAAGGAAUCUUGAGAGCUGUUAUUUUAGAAAAGCUGAUGUCUAGCUGGUCUGGAUUCCUACCGGCUAAAGCUAUCAGUUUGAAUUUGUAUUCCUCACACUACUGUGUUUCAUUGUUGACAAUGUUAUGAUCCAUCCUUCGGUUGUAUUCUAUUCAGAUAUGAUGUAUUUUUGGUAGCAAAAGCUACUGUAUGUUGUAAUAUAUGUAUGGUCAGCGAAUACAAUUUUUUUGUCAUGAGAGAGGAAAGCCCUUGUGUAAAUGUACACUCACUUCAAAAUGAAAAGAUCAUUCUUAUUUUUACA